CGUACACAGUGAUCUCAAUGGUAGUCCUGUGGGUUGGUCAUUAAGUUCACGGGUAUCGCAACGGCAGAAAUGCAGAACUCAGAAACAGAGAGCAGUGGCCACUAUUUCUCAUCAUCUCCAUCUUCUCCCGCUUCACCUGGUUCAUCUCAGUCCCAUCUUAAGCUCGUAUCAGACCCAUCAACGCAACAGAUCAAAUUACAAGACACACAAGUGAAGAAAACCAAGAGGAUGAGAGAUUGCAGCAAACACCCAGUUUACAGAGGAGUUCGAAUGCGCAAUUGGGGCAAAUGGGUUUCUGAAAUUAGAGAGCCUCGCAAGAAAUCAAGGAUCUGGUUGGGCACAUUCCCGACCCCAGAAAUGGCUGCCAGAGCCCACGACGUGGCGGCGUUGAGCAUAAAAGGUAAUUCGGUGAUUCUCAAUUUCCCCGAACUCGCUGGGUCUCUGCCUCGGCCAGCAACUCUGUCGCCUCGUGAUAUUCAAGCUGCAGCAGCCAAAGCAGCUGCCAUGGACAAAUUUGAUGCUCCAUCAUCUUCUUCUUCGUCAUCAUCGCCUUUGUCAUCAUCUUUAGGGUCGACCUCGGAUGAAUUGAGCGAGAUUGUGGAGUUACCCAGAUUAGGAACGAGCUUCGACUCGCCCAAGUGCCAGAACGAUUUCAUACUCGCUGACUCCGUUGAUGGGUGGCUCUAUCCACCCCAUUGGUUGCCUAGUUCGGACGAUUGUGUUUAUUUUCCUGAUCAGAUUCCCGUGCCGGAAAGUGUAACUGGUGGUGGCUUUGAAGCUUUACUUUGGGAUUACUAGUGUGUUUUUUUCUUCUUAGUCCUCUUAAUUUUUCUUUGAAGGGGGGUAAAGACUCUCUCUCUCUCUCUCUCUCUCUUCCUCUGCUACUUUCUUUGUUAAGUCGUCAAUCCUCUUCAAUGAAACCAACUGUACAGUUC
This is a messenger RNA of Telopea speciosissima, 935 nucleotides long. RefSeq names its product ethylene-responsive transcription factor TINY-like. The coding region runs from base 70 to 798 and encodes 242 amino acids. Gene Ontology annotation, molecular function: DNA binding; DNA-binding transcription factor activity. Lineage: Eukaryota; Viridiplantae; Streptophyta; Magnoliopsida; Proteales; Proteaceae. Gene Ontology annotation, biological process: regulation of DNA-templated transcription. The transcript has a single exon. The record is from RefSeq and is a predicted model, not a curated record.